ACGAACACCCGUUGUCAACCCAAACACCCUCACAACCGAUACAAUGGCCAAGCUUUCGCGCGGUGCCCCCGGUGGCAAGCUCAAGAUGACUCUGGGUCUCCCAGUCGGCGCGGUCAUGAACUGCGCGGACAACUCUGGCGCCCGUAACCUCUACAUCAUCUCCGUCAAGGGUAUCGGUGCCCGCCUCAACAGGCUGCCUGCUGGUGGUGUUGGCGACAUGGUCAUGGCCACUGUCAAGAAGGGAAAGCCCGAGCUGAGGAAGAAGGUCCACCCCGCCGUCAUCGUUCGCCAGUCCAAGCCCUGGAAGCGUUUUGAUGGCGUCUUCCUGUACUUCGAGGACAACGCCGGUGUUAUCGUCAACCCCAAGGGUGAGAUGAAGGGCUCUGCCAUCACCGGCCCCGUCGGCAAGGAGGCCGCUGAGCUGUGGCCUCGUAUUGCCAGCAACUCCGGUGUCGUGAUGUAAAAGGGGAACUGCUUCGAGGAGGACAAAUAACGAAGCUAGGAUUUGGUCACCGAUGCGAACGAUGAUACCGAGCAGGUCCCGCCGACAACGAUAGAGCGAGGCGGGAGCGGACCGAGGGGGAUGACCUGGCACGGGGACGGUUCUUUUUUCCUCGCUGGAUUGGAAGGCUCUGCAUUUUGGGCUGCGGCGUGUAAAGGGAGACUUCAUACCAGGCAUUCGCAUCAAGGCAGAUGAAAUCCGAUGAUUUGAGC
This is a messenger RNA of Verticillium dahliae VdLs.17, 714 nucleotides long. RefSeq names its product 60S ribosomal protein L23. NCBI's taxonomy places the organism in Eukaryota, Fungi, Ascomycota, Sordariomycetes, Glomerellales, Plectosphaerellaceae. Gene Ontology annotation, cellular component: ribosome; cytosolic large ribosomal subunit. Bases 44 to 463 code for a protein of 139 amino acids. Gene Ontology annotation, biological process: translation. The transcript is spliced from 4 exons. Gene Ontology annotation, molecular function: large ribosomal subunit rRNA binding; structural constituent of ribosome. The record is from RefSeq and is a predicted model, not a curated record.